This is a messenger RNA of Dovyalis caffra, 468 nucleotides long. The record is from the annotation of a GenBank genome assembly. Lineage: Eukaryota; Viridiplantae; Streptophyta; Magnoliopsida; Malpighiales; Salicaceae.
AUGUCAACCGUGAGACUUCCCACAACAUGCAUGAUCGGAAGUGUACCCCCAAGAAAAGUCGCUAGCCCAAACAGAUCAUGUGUCUUGAUCAAGGGUCCUGGUGCUUUGGGUUCUGUAAGGAAUGUAUCGAAAGCAUUUGGCUUGAAGUCUUCCUCCUUCAAAGUGUCCGCAAUGGCAGUUUACAAAGUGAAACUAAUCACGCCAGAUGGAACCGAGCACGAAAUUGAUGCUCCUGAUGAUACUUACAUCCUUGAUUCAGCUGAAGUUGCAGGAGUGGAGCUCCCAUACUCAUGCAGGGCCGGAGCCUGCUCUACUUGUGCUGGUAUGAUGGUUUCGGGAUCUGUGGACCAAUCAGAUGGUUCAUUCCUCGACGAGAAGCAGAUGGAGAAGGGAUACGUUCUUACAUGCAUCGCAUAUCCAACAUCAGAUUGUGUGAUUCACACACACAAGGAGGAAGAAUUGUAUUGA